ACAAAUUGUUGUUCUAGGAAAACCCAAAAAGAAACCCUAAAAAACAUCAAUUCUCCCUCCCCCAUUUCCCUGCUGCUGCACAAAGCAUUAAUCCCCACCCCAGUACUCACAAAAACCGAAGAAGCCUUCAUUUCUCAUUAUUUGCUAUUUUGUAAGUUUGCAACUUCAAAACAAAAAAGCUCAAACACGCACAGUACUAUGGACUCCUCAAAGAUAUAUGGCUUGCCCCCCAUUAUAUCCACAACCACAGGGACAUCACAGCCUCCUGCAAAUGCCCUCUCUUUCACAGGUAUACGAGCUCCUCUCACUAUUGAUGAUUCCGAUGAUUUCGAAUAUUCUUCCUCGUCUCUUAGUAAUGCCGAAAACGACAGUAGCAUUGCUGAUGCUUACACUAGCCACAAUGAGUCUGCUUCUGAAGCUUCUAUUAGCGGUGAGGAUGGUUUUGACUCUAAUUCUGAGAUGGAUGACUCUGGCCCAAAUGAGCAAACCCUUGAAGUUGAACAGACCCCAUUUGUUAACCAGUUUGAUUAUAGGCCUUCUGUGGAAUACUCAGAGGGUGAAAUUGUUGAAGAAAAUAGUAAUCUCGAUGAAUUUGAUGAUGAUUAUAUAUCUUCUGUUGGAAAUGUGGGAUAUAGUGGUUUUAGACAAGGUAUACCGAUUGCCGUGUUGUCAGUGGACAAUGAUGAUGAUUCCGAAGGUAGUGUAGUAAUGGAAGAUUUCAAUGAUGGUUUCUCUGGCUCUGUUAGAGUUCCAAGUUAUACUACAGUGUUAGAGAGGAUAGGAGGAAGUGCACCUAAAGUUAGAGUCCCCACUGUCGAAGGUGAGGAGGAGGAGGAGGAGGAGGAGGAGGAGUUAGAAUGCAAUGAGAAUGCAAUGCAACCAGAUGUUGUAGUGGAUGACGGUGGGGUGGAAGAUGAGAAUGCCCAAGAAAAACAGGUUGUUGCAGUAGAUUCAGUGUUGAGUGGUAAUGCGAAGAGGUUGGUUUCUGAUUAUGUCCAACACCAAAUUAUUGCUGACUGCCCUGUUCCUGAUUCAGUGCCAGAUGAAUACAAGGAUUGUGAUGUUGAAGAGAUAAAAGUAGAAUGUAGGGUGACAAGUAAAGAGCCUCCUCUGCCACUGAGAGAGCAGCUGGAAUCCACUGGCAUGCAAUUAGAAGAAGACAUUCAAUCUGUUUAUAUGGGUGCACAAGAUAUAGAGAUUGUGAACUUGGAUAUUGAUUCUAAGCUUCCUGUUGUUUUUAAGUGGGUAAUUGAAGAAGAACCUAAGGAGUUGAAUUUCUUUGGAAUUGAUGACGAUAUGGGGAUUGCCAAAAGUAACUUACAGGUUGGAGAAAAUGCUUGUCUCGCUCAAAUAGGUAAGAAUGAGAUCCAAGACAGCAUAGUCAAGCAAGAAAUUUAUCAAAGUUUUGAGACAAAGACUUGUAACAUUAAGGGUGAUGAAGUUAAGAGCAGUGAUGGUGCAGAAAAUGUUCAAAUAUCAGCAGCCCAGGAUCAGGUAUUUCCCCUGAGUGGCACUGAAGUGAAUACAACUCAUGGACUUGCAGAAGGAGAUGAGUUGUCAAGAGAUUCCAACAUUUCUCAAUCUAUGGCAAUCAAUUCCCUUCCAGAGUUACAGAUAAUUAAAGAUAAUUGUACAUUCAAAUUAGUGGAAGAUGAGGAAAAUUCAUUUCCACUCAACAAUGAUGAUGGAUUGACCUUUGAAGAUUCUAGAGUGAAGGAAACCAUAGAUCGAUCAGACUAUCGGUUUGAUGGAGACAGCUGCCUGGAUCAUGUGCAGAAUAUAGAUGGUGAGGUUGUUACAGACUCAAAUGGAGAGGUGGAUACAAUUGAAGAAAACAAAAAGAAAGAAACAUUUGAAACUGCUGCACUGUUGAAGGCUGCUGGAUUAGGAUCCACAAUUCAACCUUCGGGGAUUGUUUCCCAGCCGAAGGACUCUAAUAUUUCUGCUCCUUCAGAUCAUGCAGUUGAACCAGAAGGAAUCUUAAGUGAAGCAGAAAGGAGUAACCUUGAGAAGAUACAGCAGUUGCGCUUAAAAUUUUUGCAUCUAAUCCACAGACUAAAUCAGCCUCCUGAAGAUUCCUUAGCUGCUGCACAGGUUUUUAGUUGUCUAGCACUUGCUACAGGGAAGCCAUUUGCUCAAGCAUUCUGUGUGAACUCUGCUCAAACAGAAGCACUGCAGUUUGAAUCAGAUGGUAGGAACAACCUGAACUUCUCUUUGAAUGUCUUGGUUAUUGGGAAAACUGGAGUUGGCAAGAGUGCUACUAUAAAUUCCAUUUUCCAUGAGGACAAAGCAGUGACUGAUGCAUUUAAACCUGCCACAACCACUGUGAAGGAGAUGGUUGGGACAUUGGAGGGAGUCAUAGUUAGAGCCUUGGACACUCCCGGUCUCAGAUCUUCCAUCUCAGAACAAAUAUAUAACCGUAAAGUGCUGCUGUCUAUAAAGAAGGCCAUGACAAGAUGCCCACCAGAUGUUAUCCUCUACAUUGAUCGUCUGGAUACACAAACUAGAGAUCUUUGUGAUUUGCCAUUGUUGAAAUCCAUCACCACAUAUCUUGGUCCAUCAAUAUGGGAGAAAACCAUUGUUACCCUGACCCAUGCAGCUUCAAGUCCUCCUGAUGGAUCAACUGGGAAACCCUUAAGCUAUGAAAUGUUUGUGGCUCAGAGAUUGCAUGCUAUUCAGGAGUUGAUUAACCAUACUGUUGGUGAUUUGCAUAUAAUGAGUGCUGGUUUGAUGAAUCCAAUGUCUCUGGUAGAAAACCACUCUUUAUGUAUGAGAAAUGGAAAUGGAGAAAUACUGCUUCAACACAGAGAAAAUUGGAGAUCUCAGCUACUGCUCUUGUGUUACUCAAUGAAGAUUGUGUCAGAAUUAAGUAGUGUUGUUAAAAGUAGAGAUCCUUUGGACCCUGACUUUGAAAUGUGUUGGCCUCCUCUUACAUAUUUCCUAUCUUCUGUACUCCAAUACAAUGUUCAUCCAAACUGUGAAGGUGAGGAUGUGGACUCAGACAGUAGUAGUCAGCCAGCAUAUUUGUCUAAUUCAGGCAAAGAAGAUGAAAAUGAGUGUGAAUCAUCAAUCCGAAUUCAUACAGGGCCUAUUUUCAAGUUGCGUGGAUGGGACUGUGAUUAUGGAUAUGAUCAACCUACCCUUAUAUGGGGAAGAAGGUGUAAAGUAGGUGUUAGGGCAGAGUUGAACAAGAAGCAAAGUGGUGGGAUGUGCAUCAGGACAAGCAGCUCAGAUUAUAGUCAGAUUGGUAUACUAUGUAUAAUAAUAACAGUAGUGAAAGACAUAAUAAGGAGGAUCUAUCCUCAGGAGUUGUAGAAGGUGUGGUGUGGUUUGCAGAGUGCAUGAUUUUUGUUUUGAUGUAUUUGUGAAACCAACCCAUAUUCAUGUAUUGAUCUAUUUCUGGGAUCCUAGCAGCUGGGAAGUGGCAACUUCAGUUGGGUAUUGUAUUGAAUUGAUUUAGCAGUCCUGUCAGUGUCAACAACAUAUGGUCGCCAAGUAAUGGAGAGGAGUUCACCGUCAUUGUACUUUCACGUUGCAAUGACACAAAGAUUGGGAACGGAAAUGCCCCAGUUCUGGAUUGCUGUGAAGUUUGCUGAGCUGAUGACCAA
This is a messenger RNA of Ipomoea triloba (trilobed morning glory), 3608 nucleotides long. RefSeq names its product translocase of chloroplast 159, chloroplastic-like. The record is from RefSeq and is a predicted model, not a curated record. NCBI's taxonomy places the organism in Eukaryota, Viridiplantae, Streptophyta, Magnoliopsida, Solanales, Convolvulaceae. The transcript has 2 exons. The coding region runs from base 199 to 3315 and encodes 1038 amino acids. Gene Ontology annotation, cellular component: chloroplast outer membrane. Gene Ontology annotation, molecular function: GTP binding. Gene Ontology annotation, biological process: protein targeting to chloroplast.